GUUGGGCAGACGGCAGAAAGAACGGACUCGGACUCUCUGGCCCAUCCCCGUGUCUUGCCUGCCGACCUUUCCGCCAUCGCUAGGACAACUUCGUAAUCCUCAUCCGCGCUAGAGAGAGAACGAGAGAGAGAGAGAGAGAGAGAGAGAGAGAGAGAGAGAGAGAGAGAGAGAGAGAGAGAGAUGGCUUCGUCAGCUGCUGCUCCGUUGAUCGUCUCGUUCGGGGAGUUGUUGAUUGACUUCGUGCCAACSGUGAAUGGAUUGUCGCUCGCGGAAGCGCCGGCGUUCAAGAAGGCUCCAGGCGGCGCGCCAGCCAACGUUGCCGUGGGUGUGGCGCGAUUGGGCGGGAAUUCCGCGUUUGUGGGGAAGGUAGGGGAUGACGAAUUCGGCAGGAUGYUGGCCGCGGUGCUGGAGACGAACAAGGUGGAUGUUUCCGGCAUGACCUUCGACACGAACGCGAGAACGGCGCUCGCUUUCGUCACGCUGAAGCUCAAUGGCGAGAGGGAGUUYAUGUUCUACAGAAACCCGAGCGCUGAUAUGCUGUUGACGCCUGAGGAGCUGGACAGGAAGCUGAUCGAGAAAGCCGCCAUUUUCCAUUACGGAUCGAUCAGUUUGAUCUCUGAACCGAGUCGAUCGGCGCAUCUGGAGGCGAUGAAGAUGGCCAAGGCCGCWGGCGCCGUCCUUUCUUACGAUCCCAACCUUCGUCUGCCUCUAUGGCCGUCCGCCAUAGCUGCCAAGGAAGGCAUGCUGAGCAUCUGGAAGGAGGCCGACAUCAUCAAGGUCAGCGACGAGGAGCUGCUCUUCCUCACCGGGGAGAAGGAGGUGAGCGAGCAGGUCGCCCGCAGUCUGUGGCACGACGACCUCAAGCUCCUCGUCGUGACUCGCGGAGAGGAUGGCGCCGACUUCUACACGAARAGCUUCUCYGGACACGUGGACUCGUUCAAGGUCGAGACKAUCGACACCACCGGCGCAGGGGAUGCUUUCGUCGCGGCGUUGCUUGUCCGGAUCGCGGCUGAUCGGUCCAUCUUGGACGACAAAUCCAAGCUCGAGUCCACKCUGCGAUAUGCUUGCGCCGCCGGUGCMAUCACCACCACAGAGAGAGGAGCGAUCCCGGCUCUCCCUACUCCCGAGGCCGCCCUCGCGCUUCUAGCAAAAAACGUCACUGUCUAGAGCCGUGUUCACAGCAUUGGGAUCCUUACUUGGGGUCAAGCGGAGUUUCGCGAUGGACCUCAUCGUCGCCAAAAAAAGCUUGAGGCUGAACUUGUCGUCGGGUCCUUGAUUUCUCCCUUCUUGGUUCCAUUUUCCACAUCUCGCGCUGUUUUAUCUCAUGGCCUUUCUUCCUCCCGCCCCAUCGUUUUAUCUCAUUGCCUUUUAUCCUUCCACACCAUCAAUAACUGAGCGGAUGAUUAUUCGCUGUUUUAAGUUGGUAGGUGGGGUGAUGUGUUUUUUUUGGUUUUAUAUAUAUUUUUUUCCGUUGAUUCUGUCGGUUUCGCGAUGGAUCUGCUUUUCACA
Molecule: messenger RNA, 1509 nt
Organism: Chara braunii
Lineage: Eukaryota; Viridiplantae; Streptophyta; Charophyceae; Charales; Characeae
Source: the annotation of a GenBank genome assembly